UAAUUCUAUUAAUCUCUCUCCUCUUUCUCUUUCUCUCUCUGGAAUUUCUCUUCUCUUCUUCUUCUCUUGUCGCUCACUUCCUCCCUUCCUCUUCUUCCAUCUCGAUCCAUCGCCGCAAAAUCACCGCCAAGAUUUCUAUUUCAAGCAAUUCUGUUGAUCGAUUCUCCCUCCGCCAUUCGAUCCGCACAGUUCCUGAUCACAAAUUCAAAACCCUAAAUUUAUUUUUCAUUUCAUUUCUAUCAUGGCAUAGCUGUUUGAUUAGGCACAAAAACCCUCAGGUUCUGGUCCCUUUGGAUUUUCCUCCGAGCUAAAUCAAAUGGGUAGUUUGCAAGUUUUUGAUUUGAAUAUCUUUUUCCCAUGAAUCUGGUUUCGAUUUUGUGCGGCGAAGUGUAUAUAUAUCAUUGAAGGAGAGAGCUUCGUUUUUUCGAUUUUCUUGGUGGUGGGUAUUGCGCGAUUUUCUUAAAGGUGGAAGCUUGGGAGGGUUUUGGAUGAUGGGUCUUGUUGAUUGAGCUGGAUCACAGAGUGGAAUUGCCUGUGUAAAUUGGUUCUGGUUUUAGGGUUUUCAUAGAUUUGAAGAUUUUCAGAAGGGGUUGAUGGAUAAGUAGGGAUUUGACCUUGUUCUUGCACUAGAAUAGAGGCUUUAUCUGUUUUGUAUUGGGAGAAGGAGAGUUACUUGGUCAACUAUAGUUCUCUUGAGUGUGAGCUUGUUUUAUGGAUUGUAUAAGUGAUGAUGAUGGCUAGUGCUCUUUGUGGUUAAUACUUGGCAUUAUCUAUCGGUUGGAAAUAAUUUGGCAUUCUUCAUUAAAGCAUAAUUUUGGGCUUAGAGAACAAAAUGAGCUUAGAAAAUGAAGAUAAAAACUUGCUGGAUGUUGCAGCUGAUCAUGGAUUGGAAAAGAAGUCGAAAAUUUCAUACACAAGAGAAUUUCUAUUAUCGUUAAGUGGAUUGGAUAUAUGCAAAGAGUUGCCCAGUGGGCUUGACCGAUCACUUUUAAGUGGAUUUGAAGAUGCUUCCCAAGACCGACAGAGAAGUACAGGUGGUUUGUCAACACUCAGUUUCAGACGCAGUGAAUAUGGUUCAUCCCCUCCCACUAGAGGGGAUAUAAGUAGCUUUUCCCGAGGAAGCCAUGGAAAAUGGGACUCUCGUUCUUCAGGGCGGUCUGAUAGAGACAGUGAUUCACAAUCUGAGUUGGAUUCAGACUCUGGAAAACGUUUUGGGAACCCGUCACGUAGAUCAUGGCAAGGUCCCGAGCAUGAUGGACUUUUAGGUAGUGGUUCGUUUCCAAGACCAUCUGGCUAUGCGCCUGGGUCGUCUGCUCCAAAGUUUCGAGCUAAUGACAACUACCAAUCAAAUCGGUCUAAUGAGCCCUAUCAGCCUCCUCGCCCUUAUAAGGCACCUCAUGCACGCAGGGAGAAUACCGACACUUUAAAUGAUGAAACUUUUGGUUCAUUGGAGUGUACAAGCGAUGACAGGGCAGAAGAAGAAAGGAAGAGAAGAGAUGCUUUUGAAAUGAUGAGAAAGGAACAACAUAAAGCUUUCCAAGAAAAGCAUAAGUUGAACCCAGACAAGAAUAAAGGAGAUUUUGACUUCGCUUCACUUGUUGACGAUGGUGAGAAAAGGCUAGUUAAUCGAAGCAAUGAGUCAGUGGAGCCUCCUUUGACAGUAGCAGCUCUAAGCAAUGAUGAGACAUCUUCUCUCCUCUCACAUACUACAGCAAGACCACUUGUACCACCUGGUUUUGCAAGCACAAUGUUGGAACGGAAUUUGGUGACCAAAUCAUCCUCUUUCACUCACACACCAGAGGUUGGACAACUUGAGCCUGGGGAGAUCAGAGGUAACCAUGUUUUCAGUGUAAACUCUGAAAAUAAAGAAGGAAAAUUAACAACCAAGCAAGUUGUUGAUGAUCAGCAGAGUUUCCAAAGUACAGAUCUAAAUGUUUCAGUUAACAAUGAAAAAAAUCAGAUUUUAAAUUUAUCAUCUGCUGUGGAUGUUCUCGACAUUAAAAUUGGUAAGGGUGAUCAAGUGAGGAAGAGAUCUGCACUUUCAGAAGCAUUGGAAGCAUCAGAUGACAGUAAAUUGGUUCAACUUGAUGCGGAAGUAAAAGGAAAGGAGGCUGAAGGAGAUUUCAAUCCUGAGAAUUCAAGUUCUAUCCUAUACAAGCUUUUUGGGAAUGCUUCAACACUAACCGGUGGCAAAUCAACUAGUAUUGUUGAGAAGCCUGAUCCUAAAGCAGAUGAGACAUGGAGUCCACGUGCCUUCCAAUCCUCAAAGUUUGCUCAUUGGUUUGUUGAAGAAGAAAAGAAGCCUGUGGAUGACUUAACACCUAGGCCAAAUGACUUGCUCUCGCUUAUUGUUGGUGGUGAAAAGGGUGGGUUGCAGGUUUCCGAUGUAGAGAUAACCCAGAACAUUGCAGCCAAUUUUAAUUUCCAAAAUUCUGAACCUGUUGGUGAGCAUGUAUCAUCAAAUGUAGCUCUUUCCACUAUUAAUAGCUCUGAGAAAUUAUACAAGAGUGACAAACCAGAGGUUAUACCAGCAGUUCUUACAUGUGAAGAUCUCGAACAGUCAAUACUGUCACAAGUUAGCGAAAAUAGUUCAGCAUAUCAGCAGCCCAUGCAGGGUAGAGGACUUGAUGCACAGACUAAGCAGUCAACUUCAAUCGAUAAUCAUGCAUCCCUACAACUCCUUUCUCUGUUACAGAAAGGAACCGUGCAUACAGAUAAAGAACUAUCAUCUGCUUUAGAUUUUACUAACAAGGUGCCAAACACUGAAGGAGUCCCUACUGGCGACAUUCUUGAUAAUCCCGGAGAAACAAAUUCAGAUGUUUCUGAUUCAUCGAAGGCAUUGACGCUGGAAACACUUUUUGGGUCAGCUUUUAUGAAGGAACUACAAUCAGUUGGAGCACCCCUUUCUGUUCAAAGAGGUUCAGUUGGAUCUGUUGCGGUUGAUGUUUCGGAGUCUACUUUGUCUCAUUUCCCUGCCUCAAACAAUGUUCAUCCUCCUACUGGUGAAGUUACACUGAACAGGCAUGGGAGCGGUGUCCUGCCAUCAGAAAAAACUAAUCAACCCAAAUCAAAUAGAUUUGAAGAGCAGUGGUUAGGCUAUGGUGAUUCUCAGGGAGAUGUUAAUUCUUCACUACUUCAAAGUGAUAUUUCCAAGGCUAGUGGUUUUGUUGGGCCUCGUGAUAUUCACCUUCCUGAAGAAGAUAGCUUGAUUGCAGUUGGUGACCCUCUGCAAAACUUUUUAUCUGCUGGAAAUUCAGUUAAAGCAAAUUUGGCCCAUGACACAUCAGUUGAUAUCACUAGAAAACUGGCAGCUUUGAAUCCUGCAUUUAGAGAUGAAAGAUUUAUGAGAAAUCAAGAAGGUCUAGCAUACCCUCAUGGUGCUUAUGAUAUUAUGAGGGAACCUGGUAUUCCGUAUCAGAAUCUUAAUGUCCAACGAUCUCCGCAGCUCCUCCCCUCUCAGUUGAAUCAUCUUGGUCCCAUGUACAAUCAACUUGAUACUCAUCCUCCUCAUAAUAGUUCUUAUAUGAAACUUACAACUCCUGAGGGCAUGGUUCAUCAUGGCUCUCCACCAAAUCCUCAAUUUCCAGGAAAUACACUUCGUCCUCCUUUCCACCAAUCAAGUAGCGGGCUUACUGGGUUUGAUCCUCCUGCUCAUCAUUCUAUGUUACAGCAAAUGCACAUGCCCGGGAACCUUCCUCCACAUUUAUUGCGAGGAUUUCCUAGGGGUCCUCCGCUGCCUCCUCACCCAAGCAAUCCUAUGAAUAGUUUCAUGCAGGAACCAAACCCAAUGCAAGGCUUCCCAUUUAAUGGUCACCAGCAUCCUACUUUUGGUGGCCCUGGAAUGCAGUUGCAAGCUCCUGAGGUUGCUGGUGGAAGAAAUCAUCCAGAAGCACUUCAGAGGCUUUUUGAGAUGGAGCGCAGGUCAAAAUCAAAGCCGAUUCGUGCUUCAGGGCCUGGCCAGGGGAUGUAUGGUCAAGAGCUAGACUUAGGUUUCGGGUAUAGAUAGGUGUAUUAUCAUUGUUGAUGUGUAUACUAGAUUGUAUUCACCUCUUGUGAUGUUCUAUAACUCCUGCAUGAAGGAUGGGUUUCAUAUGUUUUUCUUUGAAAAAAUUAACUGUGCUGUAAUUAACGAGUCUUAUGGAUUUGCAUUUUACUGGGAUUUCAAAUUGUUGCCUUCCUUUUCAA
This is a messenger RNA of Lotus japonicus, 4185 nucleotides long. RefSeq lists its product as uncharacterized. The transcript has 10 exons. The coding region runs from base 833 to 4006 and encodes 1057 amino acids. The record is from RefSeq and is a predicted model, not a curated record. Lineage: Eukaryota; Viridiplantae; Streptophyta; Magnoliopsida; Fabales; Fabaceae.